UUUUUUUUUUUUUUUAAACACGGAGUAGUAUUGAAAAUGUAGGAUGAAAAAUAAUUACAUCAUAUGACAAAAUAAUAUGUGUUCAUGUUGUGUCAACUUGUCAGGUUCUAAUUUCUCUUUCCAUUAAAUAUUGCCAUUCUUAACGACGGAUAAUCAUGAUGUAAACGGAUUCAAUUUCAAGUCCGGAGCUAAUACUCGGGGCCGCCGCCGGGGUAACACCCAAAGUUAGAUAAUAGCAUUAUUAGUUUAAUCUCAUAAAGUAAUGGGGGUAUUUCCUUUAAUUAAAAAAGAAUCUACUCUAAAAAGCUACUUGUAUUUUACUUCCCAAAAAGUUAGUAUAACCUUUCUAGCUUUCUCAGCUAUCUUCUCUUCAAUCAGCACUAAAAAAGAGGAAGAGAAGAAGCUGCUGAUAGAGAAGCCAAGGAAGGUGAAAGCAUGCUUUGUCGGCCAUUAAAGCUUCAUCUAAGACCUUUCAUCCAUCCUCUUCGAUUUUCCUAAAGAUUUUUCACCAUAAUUUUUCAUUUUGACCCAGAUUUCAUUCAUCUUAUUUUAUUUUUAUUUGGUGGGAUCACAGAAUAAAAUCCCUUCAUUCAUUGCAUUUUGAGUGUCUUUUUUGCUUCUUAGAAGGUUACUAUAUCUUCACCUUGGGAAAAGAAGAAAAACCCCAUAUUAUUUUUCAUUUCUUUUUCUCUUUUUCAGCUCUAAUUUUGCCUUUAUUUCAUCAAUUAUAUGAUUCCCACAAAUCUUGGGAAAAGUUGAAUUUAUGUGUUUAUGCUUAAUGGGUUGCAAUUGUGGUUGUAUUUUUCCUCCUUAUAUCAGCUCUCAUUCAUGGUGGUUUUCUUGCCUCUCCUACUUCUUCUUUACAAAUAAUGGCCUUAGUGGUAUGCUUGUAGCCUUCUCUUGAUCCUUUCUUGUAUCUUGUUUUCGGGUUUUCGAUUUUUCGGAUUAUGUUGCACCCAUCAUUGUUCUUUAACUUGUGAUAUUGAUUACUAUUAGGUUGUUAGAAUUGAAGGAGGGAAAAGGGUUAUGUUAGCAAUUUUUGUAUGAAUAAAGGGUUUUUAGAAUGCCAAUGUUUUCUAAAUCACAUAAAUUUUGGGUUUGGGGAUUUCUCAUUGUUAUUGCCCAUGUAAUUUACUUGUCUGAAGGGUUGAAUUCUGAGGGUUUUUGUCUGUUAGAACUGAGAAAUGGACUUAAUGAUAAAUACAAUAAUCUGAGUAAUUGGAAUCAUAGUGAUCAAACACCUUGUAAAUGGAUAGGUGUGACCUGUUCCAACAGUACUUACCAGCCUGUUGUAGUAUCUCUUGAUCUUACAAUGAUGAAUCUUUCGGGUUUGUUAGGACCGAGUAUUGGCUGUUUAACCCACCUCACUUAUCUUGAUGUUUCUUUCAAUUCAUUGGGUGGGAGUAUACCACAUGAGUUAGGGAAUUGCUCGUUGUUACAGUCUGUCUCUUUGAACAAUAAUCAGUUUGAAGGUUCAAUCCCUGCUUCAUUGGGUAGUUUGUCUUCUUUGCAAUACCUGAAUCUGUGCAAUAAUCUGUUGUCUGGUCCCAUUCCUGAUGAGUUUGGGAACCUUUCGUCGUUGGUUGAAUUUGUGGCAUACACCAAUAGGAUUAGUGGUCCAUUGCCUCGGUCGCUUGGGAAUCUGAAACAGUUGCAAAAGUUUCGUGCUGGGCAAACGUCGAUCAGUGGAACCUUGCCUGCUGAGAUUGGCAGAUGUGAAAAUUUGGAAUAUCUUGGACUGGCACAAAAUCAGCUUGUUGGGAAUAUACCUAAGGAGAUUGGGAAGCUUACUAAGCUGACUGAAGUGAUUCUUUGGGGUAAUCAACUUUCGGGUAAUAUUCCGAAAGAGAUUGGGAAUUGUACUAAUCUUGAAACACUUGCUUUAUACCAGAACAAUCUUGUUGGGGAAAUCCCUGCAGAAAUUGGGAAUCUCAAGUUUCUUAAAAGAUUAUACCUCUAUAGGAAUCAGCUCAAUGGAACCAUUCCAAGGGAAAUAGGGAAUCUAUCUUUAGCAUCCGAAAUCGAUUUUUCUGAGAAUUUAUUGACAGGGGAGAUUCCAGCUGAUUUUGGCAACAUAAAGAAUCUGACACUUCUGUAUCUUUUCCAGAACCAGCUUACUGGUUUUAUACCAAAUGAGUUGACUUCCUUGAAGAACUUGACAAAGCUGGAUCUUUCAAUCAAUCAUCUCACUGGUCCUAUUCCAAUCGGCUUUCAAUACUUAAAUCGGAUUAUGCAACUUCAGCUGUUCGACAACGAGCUUACUGGUACCAUCCCUCGAGGGCUUGGGAUAUACAGCCCACUCUGGGUUGUUGAUUUUUCAGCAAAUAUGUUGACAGGGAGGAUUCCGCCAUUUCUAUGCCGUCAUUCUAAUUUGAUAUUGUUGAAUCUUGAGUCGAAUAAGCUUUAUGGGAAUAUUCCAAUGGGGGUUUUAAACUGCCCAUCCUUGGUACAGCUUCGUUUGGUUCGAAAUAAGCUGACAGGGAGCUUUCCUUCAGAAUUGUGCCAAUUGAAGAACCUCUCUGCCAUUGAGCUUGGACAGAACAAGUUUAGUGGUCCUAUUCCCCCUGAAGUUGGAAAUUGUAAUAAAUUGCAGCGACUGGAUCUUGCAAACAAUAAUUUUGUCUUGUGGUUGCCGAAAGAGAUUGGUAAUUUGUCUCAGCUGGUGACUUUUAACAUCUCAUCCAAUUUUCUUACAGGGAGUAUCCCGAUUGAUAUCAUUAACUGCAAGAAGCUUCAGCGGCUUGACCUUAGCUUUAACAGCUUUGAAGGUAAUCUGCCAGAUGAACUGGGGACCCUUUUGCAGCUGGAACUUCUCAUGCUUUCAGAAAAUAAGUUUUCUGGAAAUAUUCCUGCUGUACUGGGCAAUCUUACUCGCUUAACUGAGCUGCAGAUGGGUGGAAACUCAUUGUCUGGUCGGAUACCAUCGUCUCUGGGAUCUCUUUCAAGCUUGCAGAUUGCUAUGAAUCUUAGCUAUAAUAAUCUGUCUGGGACAAUCCCGUCAGAACUUGGAAAUCUUAUUCUUCUGGAAUAUCUUUACCUGAAUAACAACCAACUGACUGGUGAAAUUCCAAGCACAUUUGGAGAUCUUUCUAGCUUGUUGGGUGUAAACUUCUCGUAUAAUGACUUAACAGGGCCAAUACCGUCAAUACCAUUGUUCCAGACCAUGGAAUUGAGCAGCUUUCUUGGAAAUAAGGAUCUUUGUGGCCAGCCUCUUGCUUCAGCCUGCAACGAUACAUCAGCAUUUCAUCCGUUUCUGCCCCAAAAAAAUGCUGAAUCUUCUCAGGGAAAAACUGUUACUAUAAUUGCAGUUACUGUAGGUGGCAUUUCACUCAUUCUUAUUGUAGUUAUAUUGUUUUACAUGCGCCGGCCUGUUGAAACCGUGGCUUCUGUGGAAGAGAAUGGUGAUGAUUCUUCAGUCUCAGAUAUUUACUUUCCUCCAAAGGAAGGCUUCACUUUCCAUGAUCUCAUUGUGGCAACUAGCAAUUUUCAUGAGAGCUAUGUUAUUGGAAAGGGUGCUUGUGGUACGGUUUAUAAGGCAGUAAUGCAUACAGGAUUGACAAUUGCUGUCAAGAGACUAGCUUCUAAUAGGGAGGGGAACAACAUUGAGAACAGCUUCCGAGCAGAGAUAUUGACUCUUGGAAAGAUUAGACAUCGAAAUAUAGUGAAGCUUUAUGGGUUUUGCUAUAACCAGGGUUCAAAUCUGCUGCUGUAUGAGUACAUGUCAAGGGGCAGCCUAGGCGAGGUUCUUCAUGGGUCUUCAUGUAGCUUGGAUUGGCCUACUCGGUUCUCAAUUGCACUUGGUUCUGCUCAAGGUCUAGCGUAUUUACACCAUGACUGCAAACCGAGGAUUAUUCACCGUGAUAUCAAAUCCAACAAUAUCCUACUAGAUGAUAAGUUUGAAGCACAUGUUGGUGAUUUUGGCUUGGCAAAGGUUGUUGACAUGCCACAAUCAAAAUCAGUUUCUGCAGUUGCUGGAUCAUACGGAUAUAUUGCCCCUGAGUAUGCAUACACCAUGAAGGUUACAGAAAAGUGCGACAUCUACAGCUAUGGAGUAGUUCUUUUGGAAUUGCUAACUGGAAGAACCCCUGUACAGCCAAUAGAACAGGGAGGCGACCUAGUUAAUUGGGCCAAAAGUUAUAUCCGAUCUAAUUCAUUAACGCCUGGGAUACUUGAUGAUCGAUUAAAUCUACAAGACCAAGCAAUUGUUGAUCAUAUGUUAACUGUCAUGAAACUUGCUUUACUCUGCACUAACAUGUCUCCUUUCGACCGGCCAUCUAUGAGGGAAGUUGUGUUGAUGCUAAUUGAAUCGAAUCAACAAAACGAGAAGUCAGAUUCUCCUUCAUUUCAUGAUCAUGAUAUACCUCUCAAGGAAAAUGCAGUCUGAACACUUACACAUGCAGUAAUGUGGCUAAUUCUUCUUUCUAAUUAAUAUUGUUAUUAGAGAUUAACUAAUCUUCAUGUAUAUUCUAUAUAUAAAUUUUCUUUCCCCCAUUUUGUAAGGUAAAAUAUAAUUAUUCUGCUCCUGAUCAACAUGAGCUUAUAGGAAUCACUGUAUUCUAGAAACAUUAUAGCCUUCCCAUAAAUGAUUCAAUGGUGGCCUUAAAUUAUCUUGGUCACCUGAUUAAUAAUCAAAUGCUGUUGCAAUUUACCUUCUUUCAGCUGAUCUAUGAGUUCUAUAAUCUCCAUUUCUAUAUCGCCUUUUCGUUUUCAUAUACCUGUGGUAACUCUAAUCAUAUAUAUGUGAGGCCAAUUUCCAUGGCUCUACUAGUGAACUGCAGGUUGGCAUCUGCACUAACACUACCCAAACUGACAAAAAAUCUUUUUUAUCUGUAAGCUGCUGGUGUGAGGCUAUUUUGUCCUGACUCCUGAACCACUUACUUGCGGUCUGAAAACACUGCUUUCAGUCAUCUACAUAGUCGAGUCAUCUGCAGCAUAUGAUAUUGAACUUGCAACUAAUCUAAACUGUUAUAAUUUCUAACAUGUUACAUACUGUACUACUUAGACAACUUUCUAAGAAGGGGGGAAAAAAAAAAAAAAAAAAAAAAAAAAACCCA
Chenopodium quinoa (quinoa) is the source of this 5054-nucleotide messenger RNA. RefSeq names its product probable leucine-rich repeat receptor-like protein kinase At5g63930. Lineage: Eukaryota; Viridiplantae; Streptophyta; Magnoliopsida; Caryophyllales; Amaranthaceae. Gene Ontology annotation, biological process: protein phosphorylation. The transcript is spliced from 2 exons. Gene Ontology annotation, molecular function: receptor serine/threonine kinase binding; protein kinase activity; ATP binding. Bases 1064 to 4384 code for a protein of 1106 amino acids. The record is from RefSeq and is a predicted model, not a curated record.